This is a messenger RNA of Rotaria sp. Silwood1, 2079 nucleotides long. The record is from the annotation of a GenBank genome assembly. Lineage: Eukaryota; Metazoa; Rotifera; Eurotatoria; Philodinida; Philodinidae.
AUGACCUAUUCUGAUUGUGGAUCAAAAAAUGUUCGAGUCAGUCGAUUAUCGUUUCAUCCUAUGCCUAUUAUUCAACCAGGAAAUGGAAAACUUUCAUUUGCAAUUGCAGCUACUGAAAAACUUCAAGGUGUUAUUAAAGCUAAUAUUAAUAUAGUACGUAAAGUUGGUGGCAUUGGAUUACCUGUUUCAUGUUACAUUGUUCAAGGUGAAAAAGUUGGCUCAUGCCAAUAUGACGACUUUUGCGCUUUAUUGAAACGUGUCUUUAAAUAUGAUUCAACUAAUUGCCCAGAAGCUCUUACUAAACAUGGUAUUGAUUGCAAUUGUCCAGUGAAUAUUAAUAGAAAUGAUCUUGAUAUCGACAUGGAUGUUGUUUUACCUGCAGCACCAGAAUAUGCAUCAUGGUUAAGUGUCGGUGAUUUUGAUGUUAACCUUCGAGCAACUGUUGUCUUUCUUCUUUUUUCAUCUUCAUGGGCUUAUAUUGUUGACGAACAUGAUGGUAAAUGGUCAUGGAAUAAUACAAAGUGUUUAACACGAUCUAAUUGGACAUCAUCAUUAAAAGCGAAUAAUAAUUCUUCUAAAUUACAUCAUCCAGUAUGGUUCAUUUUUUAUUAUCUUAGUUAUUGUGGUUUUUGUACAAGAGUUAAACCCGGUUGGGAAUCUGCUGCUCAAUAUGCAGCAGGUUGGUCAAGAUAUAUUAAAAUAGGUGCAUAUGAUUGUACUAGUGGAUCGACAUUAGAAAAUGAUAUUUGUCAAGAUAAAGCAUAUCCUCAAUGGCGAAUAUAUUGUCCAUUAACAAAUUCAACUCAAUUAGCAUUUGAUUCAGAACGAAUAAAUGUAGAUACGAAACCUGAAGAUAUUUUAAUGUGGUCAAUAAAAAAAAUGAAUAAAAUUGCACAUCAAUGUUAUGGCAAAUCUUGGCCAAUUCGAAAUGCCAUUGAACCAAAGAAUAUUGAAGAUUUAAAUAACAUAAUUCCAAAACGUAUAAAACAAUUUCAAUUAUUCGUUUCCGAUGAUGUUCUACUUUAUAGUCUUUAUGUCUUAAAUAAUUCAAAAACUGUUUAUCAAGAGCCAAUUUAUCGUUUGGCUAUAAAAAAUUUCAUUACACAAGGUACUGGUAUUUGGAAAGGAAUGAAAAAUGAUGAUGGACAAAUUUCACUUGAAGAAAUUAAUUCAACAAAAGCAAUGGACGAUUUUGUAUUAAAUGAAAAGAAUACUUCUCAUACCAAUAAAUCUUUAGUAAAAAAAAUCGGUUCACUAAAACCGACAUUAACUGAUAUUGAUAGUGCUGUGAUUUGGAUGAUUAAAAAAGAUCUUCAGAGAAAAUUACCAAAACUAUUUGAUGAUGUUAAAGCUUGGCUUAAUGCAGUUUAUACGUAUUAUCCUGGAAGUGAUUAUAUGCAUAAUUUUCUUAGUGAUUUAAUCAAGUUUAUGAAUAAUCGUACAACAUUAUCAUCAAAUGAACUUAAAAAUUAUAUUGAUUCAACAUCGGUAAUCAAAUUACCAGAAGUGAAAUUCGAUCACUGUAAUGGGUCUGAUACGAGUAAACGUGGUUAUACAUGUUCAUUAUGGCUUUUAUUUCAUAGUAUGACUGUUAAACAGGCAAUACUUCAUGAACAAAAUUUAUUACCAUCAAAUGUAAAACCAUCAGAUAUAUUCUUAUCAAUUCGCGAAUAUAUUCGAAAUUUUUUUCUUUGUGAAGAAUGUACUAAGCAUUUUCUUAAUAAGACAUCGAAUGCUGAACAUGAAAUAAAAUCUUUUAAAGAAAGUGUUUUAUAUUUUUGGCGAGGUCAUAAUAAAGUAAAUAAACGACUACAACAUGAACAAAUGUCAAAUGAUCCAGCUUGGCCAAAAGUACAAUUUCCAACAAAACAACAAUGUAAUUCAUGUGUUCUUCAAAUAGAUGAAAAUAAUGAUGCUCUAGAAUAUGAUGAAAAUGAAACAUACAAUUAUUUAAAAGAUUAUUAUAAUUUACAAAAUAUUACUAAUCAAAAAGUUUUAUCUAAUAAAACAAAUACAGCAACAAAUCGACAAUAUAAUCAUUUAUUAUUAAUUAUAUUUACAUUUAUUGUUACCUUUUGA